GCAAAAAGAGGCACCUUCAGAAUGGAAAUGAAUAUUGAGAAAGCUUACAGUACCUUUAACAUCAGCAAUGGAACAGAUCUAGCUAUUGGCUUUACCUCUUCCACAGUAGCUGUCCUUCUAUUCGGGACAAACUUUGUGCCUGUUAAGAAGUUUGAUACUGGUGAUGGCAUGUUUUUCCAAUGGAUUCUUUGUGCCUCCAUAUGGAUAGUUUCUUUGGUGGUCAAUUUAAUCCAGAAUUGCCCCCGGUUUUGGCCUCUGGCUAUGGUUGGAGGUUUCGUGUGGGCUACAGGAAAUGUUACAGUUGUCCCUAUUGUUAAAACCAUUGGCUUGGCUCUUGGUCUUUUGAUAUGGGCUUCUUUUAAUUUGCUGACAGGUUGGGCAAGUUCAAGGUUUGGUUGGUUUGGAAUUGACCCAGAAGAGGUGUCAAGACCAAUCUUAAAUUAUAUUGGAGCUGGACUUUCACUAUUAAGUGCUGUCAUAUUUCUUUUUAUAAAAACGGAAGUCCAGAGUUCUUCGGCGUCGUUAGAAAGCACGCCUUUACUGAGAGAAAGUUCUAUUAAUGUUUCUGAAGAUACUUCUGAUGACUCAUGGGUGAACAGACUUUCUCCAGCAAAUAAAAGACUCAUAGGAUGUAGCCUGGCUGUGGUAGCUGGAAUACUCUACGGUUCCAGUUUUGUACCAGUACUUUACAUCAAAGACCAUGGAAGAAGAAAUGAAACUAUAUAUACAGGAGCAAGCCAAUUUGAUUUAGAUUAUGUUUUUGCACACUUCAGUGGAAUAUUUCUUACAAGUACAGUCUACUUUUUGAUCUACUGUGCAGUCAGGAAAAAUAAACCUAAUGUUUAUCCCCAAGCCAUAUUGCCAGGGUUUGUUUCUGGUGUGCUUUGGGCAAUAGCCAAUUGCUGCUGGUUUAUAGCCAAUCACUAUCUCAGUGCUGUGGUCAGCUUUCCAAUAAUUACUGCAGGUCCUGGCCUUGUUGCUGCAAUGUGGGGAGUCCUUGUAUUUAAAGAAAUCAAGGGACUGAAAAACUACGUGUUACUCUCAGUAGCGUUUUGCAUAAUUUUGGCUGGAUCACUCUCCACAGCUUUCUCUAAAGUUUGAAAGGAUCUUCUGGACCAGUAGAUGGUGCUACUGCUUAAUAUAAUCCGAAAGACAAUAUUGGUAUAUAGCAACACACAGUAAUUUUCAAAAUGUAUGUUUACCCUAACUUACUCCAGGCAAGUGAAAAAGAAAACUUUUCCUAAAUGCUCCCAUUUGGCAUGAAAGAGAAUCUGAAAUGUUUGUUUCUGCAUU
Messenger RNA from Antrostomus carolinensis (chuck-will's-widow), 1293 nucleotides. RefSeq names its product transmembrane protein 144 (gene TMEM144). The transcript has 11 exons. Gene Ontology annotation, molecular function: carbohydrate transmembrane transporter activity. Gene Ontology annotation, biological process: carbohydrate transmembrane transport. NCBI's taxonomy places the organism in Eukaryota, Metazoa, Chordata, Aves, Caprimulgiformes, Caprimulgidae. The record is from RefSeq and is a predicted model, not a curated record. Gene Ontology annotation, cellular component: membrane. Bases 22 to 1101 code for a protein of 359 amino acids.